AUGGCAUCUCUAACAAUUCAAUGCAAAGAUAUUCAGAUUUCAAAUGAAAUAAAGAUAAAAACUGAAGAUGAUCUUGAUGAAAUUAAAAUCUUUUCAGUAUCAACAAUACAAAAUAAUAAAUUAGCCGAUGAACCAGAUUAUAGAAAGUUUGAUAUUGAAGAUCGACUUUCACCAGUUGUUGAAGAACCUACUAGUCCAAAUAAAAAUGAUUCAUUGAAUAAUGAUAUAUAUGGUUUAUAUGCAUCACCUUUUCUUUAUCCAUAUUUUCAUCCUUAUUUUAUGGCUGCUACAGCACAAAUGAAUUCAUCGACAGAUAGAAUAUCAAUAAAUGGACAAACAAAUAAUCCAUAUGGUGCUGUAUCUCCGUUUCCUGGUAUGCCAUUUUUUCCUUUAUAUCCUCCUGGAAUGAUAAAUCCAUCAUUUCAAUCGAGUCUUUUCAAUCCAUUUGGUAUUCCAAUGCCAACAUCUGGUGUUCAUUCUUCAAGUUUGUCUAAUCCACAACAUUCAUCAUCUGUUAAUGAUGGACCACAUAAAAAUUUAAAUGCAAUACUUAAUACAAAACGUUCAAAAAAACCUCAUAUAAAAAAACCUUUAAAUGCUUUUAUGAUUUAUAUGAAAGAACAACGUGCACGUAUUAUAGAAGAAUGUGCAUUAAAAGAAUCAUCAGCAAUAAAUAAAAUUCUUGGUCAAAAAUGGAAAGAAUUAUCUCGAUCAGAACAAGAUCGAUAUUAUGAAUUAGCAAAAGAAGAACGUAAUCGUCAUUUGCAAAUGUAUCCAAAUUGGUCAGCACGUGAUAAUUAUGGACUGAAGAAAAAACGACAAAUAGAUCGAGUACAAAAACCUUCUUCUCAAGAUCAUGAUAAUAGUCCAUCAAAAAUCUCAACAAACACUUCGAAACAACUUGACAAUGAAUGUUUAAAUCUAAAGAAAUGCCGUGCUAGAUAUGGUUUAGAAGGUCUUAAUCAAUGGUGUAAACAUUGUCGACGAAAGAAAAAAUGUACAAAAUUUCUAGAAGAUGAUUUAUCAAAUCAUAGAACAUUAGGAAAUUUAUCGAGCAAUGGAAAUCCAUCAUCAGUUAGUUCACAAGCUACAGUUCAAUCUGAUGAAGAUUCAACAUAUGAUUUUGAUAGUAAUGACAUAUUAUCACGACAAAUUGAUUCAAUUGAAGACGAACAUGAUGACAGCAAUGAAGAGAAUAAACAUCAAUUUCAUCUUCCAUCUUCAACUUUGCCAUUACGUUUCGUACCUAACUUUCGUUAUUAA
Molecule: messenger RNA, 1263 nt
Organism: Rotaria sp. Silwood2
Lineage: Eukaryota; Metazoa; Rotifera; Eurotatoria; Philodinida; Philodinidae
Source: the annotation of a GenBank genome assembly